Molecule: messenger RNA, 791 nt
Organism: Onthophagus taurus
Lineage: Eukaryota; Metazoa; Arthropoda; Insecta; Coleoptera; Scarabaeidae
Product: FACT complex subunit SSRP1
Biological process (GO): regulation of transcription by RNA polymerase II
Source: RefSeq, a predicted model, not a curated record
ACAUAAACAUAACCUUAAAAUCGAAUUUUAUAACCUCAACAAAUUUAAUCUACAAGAAUCAUUUGAGUUUAAAAAAUGUUAACGAGCGAAUCUGAAACGGACGGUCAAUUCCCUGAAGCAGAACAAAACGAUUUAUAUUCGAAAAAAUAUAAAUUGUUGGCGGAAAGAUGCAUUGAUAUACAAAAACGCAAUCAAAAAUUAGCAUUUCGGAUACAAGAGGUGAAUAAGAUCACGAAGAAACGCCACCAACAAGUUCAAUUCAUUAAAGAACGUUUAUUCACGGAACAUGGUGAAGAUUGGGCUGUUAUACCGAAGUAUUACGACUUGAAUCUAGCAACGGACGAUGAUGAAGAAGAAGUGAAAAAUCAUAAACCCAUUGGGGGACAUUCUAGGGUUGUACACAAAAAUAGAGAAGAAAAACGAGAAGAACAUGAAAAACCUAAGAUUGUUAAGAAAGCCCCGAAACGAAAAACCACAAAGGCCGAAAAAGACCCAAACGCUCCAAAGCGACCUUCAAAUCCAUUCUUUCAAUUUUGUCAAGAACAAAGACAAUUAUUAAUGGAACAAAUUAUUUCAGAAUUAAAACCGGGUGAAUCCGAGCCGACCAAACAAGAAUUAACGCGGCAAUUAGCUAUUAAAUGGAAAUCGUUGAAUGCGAAUGAUAAACAAGUUUACGUCGAUAUGUACGAACGAUCAAAAGAAAAAUAUGCCGCUGAAAUGACUGAAUAUAAUAUGAAAAAAUAAGUUUAAGUUUAAAAUAAAACAACAAUAAUAAUCUGUACAUAACAAUU